CCAAUAUAUCCGGACAAAGAACUUAGUUUUCGUAAGAAUAGGUGUUAUGGGACAAAGGAUGAACAAACAGACUUCUAUAAUACGCUGACAAUGAAUCCAUACAAACGGUUUCAAAGACCUGGAGUGAAGGGUGGUACAAUGGAUGACCCGCUUUAUAUAAACGUGAGUUUGGAUAUGAGUUCGUUGGCGUCCAUCGACGACUUGAACUCAGAAUACAGUCUCGUAUUGACGAUGGACUUGGAGUGGUAUGACGAGUAUAUUGGAAGCCACUUUGUCUGUUCAGAUGAGGACAUACCGGUGGUGUUAAGUAUGGAGCCGGGACAACAUUCCAGGAUAUGGACUCCUAAACUGGGUGUUCCCGGUGUUAAAGAGCCCGGCUCUGCUGAAUUUAAUUCUCAAAAUGUGAUUGCUUUCAAACUCGGAACCAAUGGCUAUAUAUUUAUUAGAUCCCGACUUCAACUGAAGCUCUUCUGUCAGCUAUACUUCGAGAACUAUCCGUUCGACUCACAGAAGUGUUCAGUGAAACUGCAGGUCAGGGGUCUGCCCGACGAGAAUGUAUGGCUUCGGUGGCGGGAAGUGGAUGCCUUCCGGAAUGCCGAGCGCUUCCAUAUGAGUGGCUUUUAUCUCAUAGGCUAUGAACUGCUUAACGAUUCCGUUCAGGUCGUCGACCUCUUUGAAGACGAUAGGGUCUCACGAGUCACUGUUACACUACAUAUGCAACGGGAAUGGCAUCACUUUAUACUCGAUGUGUUUCUCCCAUCAGGACUUUUUGUGAUGAUGUCGUGGCUGUCAUUCUGGUUGGAAAUAAGUGCCGCUCCCGCGAGGGUUACAUUGGAGUUUGCAAUCGUUAGUUAUCUGUACCGCUCGGACAAGAAUCGUCGACAAAGGGCUAAGACAUUGUCGGCCCUCUCUCUGGCAUCACUCGCCUCCUCAACUGAUCCCUUGAUCUCUAAAUAUCUCGACGUUACCGAAAUGACUAAAACAAAGGAUAAGAUGGUUCCUAAUUUAUCGGAUAAUCUAAGAUUUAAUGGCGAGCCCAUCACCACUACAUGUAUGUUCAAUAAGCCAUCGAAAGGGAGGCGACAAUCGUUGCUAAAGAGAUUCCUCAAAAUCAAGUGUCCCAACGAUUUGGCUGAAUAUAUAGACAGAAAAUCUCGUUCA
This is a messenger RNA of Oppiella nova, 1161 nucleotides long. NCBI's taxonomy places the organism in Eukaryota, Metazoa, Arthropoda, Arachnida, Sarcoptiformes, Oppiidae. The record is from the annotation of a GenBank genome assembly.